Molecule: messenger RNA, 2115 nt
Organism: Suillus paluster
Lineage: Eukaryota; Fungi; Basidiomycota; Agaricomycetes; Boletales; Suillaceae
Product: P-loop containing nucleoside triphosphate hydrolase protein
Exons: 14
Coding region: 1-2115 (704 amino acids)
Biological process (GO): double-strand break repair via homologous recombination
Cellular component (GO): cytoplasm; chromosome
Molecular function (GO): ATP binding; four-way junction helicase activity; 3'-5' DNA helicase activity
Source: RefSeq, a predicted model, not a curated record
AUGAAGAAGGUUUUCAAUAUCGGUGACUUUCGACUGUGUCAGAAAGGUGUCUGCAACGCUAAUAUGGAUGGUCGAGAUAUCGUGUGUGUCAUGCCAACGGGAGGUGGAAAGUCGUUGACCUAUCAACUGCCUGCCCUCCUGACGCCAGGUUGUACAUUGGUCAUAUCUCCCCUGAUUUCCCUGAUGACGGAUCAGAUUCUACAUCUGAGAGAGUCGGGAGUCGAAGCUGUCAUGUUGACAGGAGGAACUCCGCGUCCCCUACUAAAUGAAAUUCAGCAAAGACUGACAUCCAUGGCAUCGUCUCGGGGACAGCACGGUCGGGAUAUUAAAUUGUGCUAUGUCACGCCAGAGAAAAUAGCUAAAAGCAAGACGUUUAUGUCUCUUCUGCAGAAGCUCGUGGAGGGUGGAAAGCUUGCUCGGAUCAUCAUUGAUGAAGCUCACUGCGCAUCUCAAAUGGGCCACGAUUUUCGCCCGGACUACAAGAAACUGAGCGUUCUUCGCCAGUUCUUUCCUCACGUGCCCAUUCUCGCAUUGUCAGCAACCUGCCCCCCGAGAGUCCUCCAAGAUAUUCUCAAAAUUCUCAAAAUGAAACCGGUGGUAGAUGGCAAAGCUGCCCCACAAGAUGGGACGGUGUAUUUUUCAGCACCUCUGUACCGCAAAAAUCUGCAUUACACUGUCUUACCAAAACCAUCGUCAGCAAAAGAAGUCAUCGCAACAAUGUCGAAUUACAUCCUGCAGAAUCACAGAGAUGACAGUGGCAUUAUAUAUUGCCUUGCGAAGAAGGAUGCAGAGUCGGUUGCUGAAAGCAUCCAAGCGGUGAGCAACGGCCGCAUUAAAACGGGCGUCUACCAUGCGAAUAUCGAGGAUGGGCAGAAAGAAAGGCUGCACACGCAGUGGAGGGAAGGGAAAGUUCAGGUGGUCUGUGCUACAAUAGCUUUCGGCCUAGGGAUUGACAAGGGCAACGUUCGAUUCGUGCUCCACCAUACUGUACUGAUUACCAUUUCACAGAAGUCUCUUGACGGGUACUAUCAGGAGUCGGGACGUGCUGGACGAGAUGGCCGAGACGCGGACUGCGUAUUGUACUAUCGUCCACAAGAUGCUACUCGCCAGGCUUCCAUUACAUACAGCGAUCAGGACGGUUCAACAAAAUUGCAUGACAUGUUACGUUUCGCCCAAGAUAUGCAAGAAUGCCGCAAGAUCUUAUUUGCAAAGUACUUUUCGGCAUCAUCCGAUCUCUCUAUGGCCUCAUGGACCACGAACGAAGCAGAUGCAAUGGACCGAUGUGGUCAUUGUGAUAACUGCACGAGGCCACUUGACAACGUGGAACACAAGGAUGCUACAGUUGAAGCGUGGCAGAUUCUAAAGAUAGUCGAAGCUGUAGAGAGCAGUGGCGGGCGGCUGACCAUUGCUGGCCUCAGUGACCUGGCACGCGGUCUGGCUGGCGGUUUAUUCGAAACUAGUGGCGGCGGAAAGCGUCGGAAUGCUAAAGAGAAGAUACAGAUUGACUAUGAUUCUGUGGCUGGCGGCAAAGUGGGGCUGUCAAAGGACGACAUGGAGUCGUUGAUUGUGCAGAUGCUUCUUUCCCAGUACCUCAAGGAGACGUUUUUGUCGACAGCAUACACCGUGAAUGUUUACGUCGCACCCGGUAAUCAAGCACUUCGGCUCACCCGCUUCACUCGUGAAGAUGUCGUGAACGGGGGCGGGCCUAGAAUCCAAUGCUCCUUCAGGAAACAUGGGCGUAAAGCAAAGAGCAAAAAGGCCGCUCUUGACAGGCAAUCUCCUGAUAUUUUGGAGCUUCAAGAAGACACCCCUGGUGGCCCGUCACAGACUCGGAAACCAGUCCCACCAAGAAAGAAAAGGCUUUAUGAAGACGUAUCGGACCCUGACGAGGCGGAUGACAUCGAUGGAGAGGAUUUUACGAGCCAGAUGAGACUCGUUGACGCUGAGGAGUCCGAUGCUGACGAUACUGAUGCUGACUGGGCUUACUCACUUAGACCCGCUCAGCCGACCAAGAAACGGCGAACGGGUGGAGACAAGGUGAAGGAAAUUCCUGCCAAGUCAAGUAGAGGGACGAUUGGGGAGGAACAUGAGGUUAUAUCUCUCUCGUCAGACUAG